Molecule: messenger RNA, 6965 nt
Organism: Bursaphelenchus xylophilus (pine wood nematode)
Lineage: Eukaryota; Metazoa; Nematoda; Chromadorea; Rhabditida; Aphelenchoididae
Source: the annotation of a GenBank genome assembly
AUGUAUGUCCAUAGUCACCUAGUUCCUUCAACUAAUAACGGGGAUUUCGAUGACCGGAGACCUCCCCCGCACACCAGAUCGGUAACAGCCUUGUCUACUUGUACAUUAAAACUCUUAAAAUCAUCUCGGAUUUCAGAAACUCAAACCCCAGCAUAUUGCUCGGAUUGCAGCUUGGCAUUUCGCUCUUUACUGUUUUGUCAUUACUUAUAUGCUCAUCGGCGCUUACAUAUUCCACUACUUGGAAGGAGAAACGGAAAUAGAACGACACCGACACCAUAUCUUGGCAAUAAAGUCAUUUAAAUCAAUAUUCAUACAGAGCACCGAGAAUAGAACCGUAAGUUUUACACCUAUCUCAAUUACUCCUUUAGAGGGAACAAAUCGAGUAUUCUCUCCGGCACUUUAUGGAGAACAUAUCGACCCUUCACAUCAGUAUUGAGAACUACCUUUUGUUCGAUAACCCUCAAUCUACCGUACCAAAACGAUGGACCUUUCCUUCGUGUGUUUUAUUUUCCUUCACCAUCCUGACCACAAUUGGUUAUGGAAAUGUGGCGCCCACAACUCGAGCUUCUCAGAUAUUCACCAUGGUUUAUGGGGCAUUUGGCAUACCAUUAUUCCUGAUAACUAUUGCCGAUGUGGGAAGGUUCUUCAAAACAUUCAUCAUGUACAUCGUACAAUUAAUUUAUAGAAAGGAAAUAAAAAAACAAGGUGAACGCAAAUUGCUGCGUGAAAUUGGUGAGGUAAGAAUAGACCGGGUCACUGUUUUAGUGCCUUCUCACACAUCUCUUUUCAGGUAAUACUAGUCGCCAUUUUGUUCUUGGCGUUUAUAGCGGCCGGGUCGGCCGUACUUCCUUUAUGGGAACAUGAACUGACUUACUUUGAUAGCGUUUACUUCUCAUAUAUGAGUCUAUCUACCAUCGGGUUGGGUGAUAUUGUCCCCCGACGAAUGGAAUUCCUUCUACCGACGUUACUUUACAUUACAAUUGGUCUCUGGCUGACCACGGCUCUUGUUGAACAGCUAGCUGAUGUGUUUAGACUUGUUCAUUAUGCUGGAAGACAUGUUAGCAAUGUAAAAGGGGUAAGUCUUCCGUGCUUACCUGAAUAUAGCCCAUUUUGAAUCAAUGUCUUGCCAAACAAAUUUCUGAUGAAAGCCUCGCACAGAAAAAUCGAUAUAAAAAAUUUAUUCGAGGCGACCAGUAACCCCGCGGAGAGCGUUCUCGGAGGAUAGGUUACCCUUAGCCAAUAGGUUACCCCGGCGGAUACGUUACCUUAACGUCUAAAAGAGUUAUAAGUCGAAAAAAUUUCAAAAAGAAUCCCUAAAGGUAGUAACAGUAAUAGAAACCCGGUUUUCCUAUUCAGUCAGCUCAAAAACAUUUCAAAUUUUGUUCAAUUUUCACAAAAAAUUCUUUUUUCCACUCCCGCAGCGAAAAUCCCCUAGGUAGCCUAUCCGGUGGGUAACCUAUCCUCCCCAAAUCCGCGGAUAGGUUACCCCGGAGGACAGUUACCGGUUGGACAGGUAACCAUUAAGGUUACCAUUUAAAAGGCGCUACGACAUUUCGGGUCAGGGACAACUCGGGUCGCGACAACUCGGGUCAACGACACCUCGGGUCAACGACAUUUCGGGUCAACGAUACAUUUUCGCUUCGGGACUUGGAAAAAAGAAUUUUUUGGUGAAUUUGAGAAAUUUUUGAAAUACUUUCGCUUCGGGGCUUGGAAAAAAGAUUUUUUUGAGAGUUUGAACAAUUUUUUGCAAUGUUUUCGCUUCGGGACUGGGGAAAAAGAAUUUUUUGGUAAAUUUGAAAAAUUUCUGAAAUGUUUUCGCUUCGGGACUUGGAAAAAAGAAUUUUUGAGAGUUUGAACAAAUUUUUGAAAUGUUUUCGCUUCAAGAACUGGGGAAAAGAAUUUUUUGGAGAAUUGAGGUUUAUUUUUAAAAUUUUUUUAGGAAAAUAGUGUAUAAGCGACGAGUAAAUAAGAAAAUCGUAUCCAUUGUCUAUGUUUUUAACUGGAAGCACGGGAUUUAAACGCAGACAGUGCCAGAGAGUUGAGUAAGAAGAUAGUCGCAAUGAUUGUAUGCACAUAACGAUUUUCUUAUUUCCUCCUCGCUUAUAAACACUAUUUUCCCAAAAAAAUUUUAAAAUAAACCUCAAUUACCUCUAAAAUAACUAUUUAUCUAAAAAAUUAAAGAAAUAACAUUCGUACCUUAUGUAAAAUAAAAUAGUAACAUUCAGAACAAAAAAAUCCUUUUCCCAAUUCCCGAAGCGAAAAAUUUUCAAAAAUUUGUUCAAACUCUCCAAAAAUCCUUUUUCCCACGUCCCGAAGCGAAAACAUUUCAAAAAUUUCUCAAAUUCACCAAAAAAUUCUUUUUUCCAAGUCCCGAAGCGAAAACAUUUCAAAAAUUUCUCAAAUUCACCAAAAAAUUCUUUUUUCCAAGUCCCGAAGCGAAAAUGUAUCGUUGACCCGAAAUGUCGUUGACCCGAGGUGUCGUUGACCCGAAGUGUCGUUGACCCGAGUUGUCGUUGACCCGAGUUGUCCCUGACCCGAAAUGUCGGGACGCGAUUUAAAAAACAAACGAUUUUUUAAAACUCAAUUUCUGAGUCACUGAAUCUGCCGCCAGUUAGGCGUGGACAUUCAAAAAAAUCGAUUUUGAGAUUUUUGUUUUAAAAUGACCGGGGGCAUCCUACUAACAUAUUACCAUCACAUUUUUGCCCAAUUCUCCCGUUAACCUACUGUAAUUUACAAUAAUACGAUUUUACAGUAAUCGGGUAUUACUCAAAAAGUACGCAUCGUAAUUGGCUGAAAUCGGUACUGUAAAGGUUUUGACACCUUGGCAUUACAAUGGAUGUCGAAUUUUGGCUGUCGGGUUACUGUAACACAGUGAAACCUUUGUUCGGCCGCACAAAAUCGGCCAUAAAAAAUUUGUUUCUGAAAACCCACAGCCAAUUUUUGGAUAUGUUAAUAAGCAUAAAAUUCUGCUAUAGAAACAUUAAAAAAAAGUGCAAAAAGUCAUAACACCAUUUUCGUGGUAUAGUGGAUUUUAGUCAAAAUUUGUAAUCUGAAGGUCCCGGGUUCGAUUCCCACUGGACGAAAAAUUGGAGAAACUGCAUAAAACCUUAUUAAAUCGACCAAGAUGGGUUUGUUGGACAUACUUAGGUCAUAUAAGGCUAUAUCCAAGGCGGUAAUUUAAAUUUUAACCUAUUUUUUGAAGGUAAAAUCAGCGCUUUGCUUUUAUUGGAUUUUCCAGCAAGCUCAGUGGCAGAAAACCGGUAAAACUAAAAUACAUAGGGUUUUCGAGCAUACUCAAUUCAACGAAAGAGAUUUUUCGGAGCCAAGGUUACUGUAACAUAGAAAAACAAGGUUUCGGCCGUUAAAAAUCGACCGUAAAAUUUUUCUUUUUACCGUCAAGCUGACAGUUGUUGGAUUUUCGGAAUCACCGUAAAAUUCUGCUCUAGAAAAAAUCAAGAAACGAUCUUUUUAUAUACAACACUAAAUUUUGUGGGGAAUUACUUUUAAACUUUAAAAUUGUAAAUAAAACUAUGUUAAGGAAGGAAUUAGAGUAAAAUAGUUUAAGGACACGUUUAAGCCGCGAAUUCAAUUAAUUGUAGGCCAAAAACCCAAAAAAAAAAUUUUUUUAUUUUUGCGCAAGAUUUAUGAACUUGGAAAUUUCGGGGCAAGUGUAAAAAAUUUGUAAAAUGCAAAAAAUUGAGUUAAGAUACAGUAUAACAUGUCUCUAGAGCAGAAUUUUACGGUGAUUCCGAAAAUCCAACAACUGUCAGCUUGACGUUAAAAAGAAAAAUUUUACGGCCGAUUUUUAACGGCCGAAACCUUGUUUUUCUAUGUUACAGUAACCUUGGCUCCGAAAAAUCUCUUUCGUUGAAUUGAGUAUGCUCGAAAACCCUAUGUAUUUUAGUUUUACCGGUUUUCUGCCACUGAGCUUGCUGGAAAAUCCAAUAAAAGCAAAGCGCUGAUUUUACCUUCAAAAAAUAGGUUAAAAUUUAAAUUACCGCCUUGGAUAUAGCCUUAUAUGACCUAAGUAUGUCCAACAAACCCAUCUUGGUCGAUUUAAUAAGGUUUUAUGCAGUUUCUCCAAUUUUUCGUCCAGUGGGAAUCGAACCCGGGACCUUCAGAUUACAAAUUUUGACCAAAAUCCACUAUACCACGAAAAUGGUGUUAUGACUUUUUGCACUUUUUUUUAAUGUUUCUAUAGCAGAAUUUUAUGCUUAUUAACAUAUCCAAAAAUUGGCUGUGGGUUUUCAGAAACAAAUUUUUUAUGGCCGAUUUUGUGCGGCCGAACAAAGGUUUCACUGUGUUACAGUAACCCGACAGCCAAAAUUCGACAUCCAUUGUAAUGCCAAGGUGUCAAAACCUUUACAGUACCGAUUUCAGCCAAUUACGAUGCGUACUUUUUGAGUAAUACCCGAUUACUGUAAAAUCGUAUUAUUGUAAAUUACAGUAGGUUAACGGGAGAAUUGGGCAAAAAUGUUAUGGUAAUAUGUUAGUAGGAUGCCCCCGGUCAUUUUAAAACAAAAAUCUCAAAAUCGAUUUUUUUGAAUGUCCACGGCUGAUACAGUGACUCAGAAAUCGUGUUUUAAAUGUUUUGCUUCGAGAUAGAAAUUUAAAAAUAUUGAAUAAAAUUUGAAGUUUUCGCUUCGAUAAAAACAGGAAAGGACUUUUUGUUGAAAACAAACGUUUAAAACAGAGUUUUUUACAAACUGAAGCUUCCAUCCACGGGGCCGAACAUUGUUGCAACAACCAUCAUCAAGUUUCACGAAACUUGGCCAGUAGAACGGCCUGAGCAUGCUGAUAAAAAGCGUUAACGGGUUUUGCGAAAUUUUAACCAUUCCGGUAUUACUGUAACAUUUUUCCUUUUAAUUAUAAAGCGGCCAUUGUCCUGACCCGGAUGAUGGUUCUAUGAGUUCAGCACUUCUUGUGCAGCUGUUUUCGACCUUGGCCAACAUUUUUCGAAUUGAAACACUUUUUGUAUCUUUCAUCUUUCGGUAUCAAUGUAACCUUCACCAUAUCAGUCUGUCGGAAAAAUAACGGCGGAUUGUCGCAUCAAAAUGUCUCGCCUCGCCGCUGUCGCGCACCAAAUCCCAAGCCGCGGCUUGCAGUCGCAAAGCGAUGAUGGGCGAUUCGGAGGCGCGGCGAUCCGCCGUUUUUUUCCCGACAGACCGAUACUAUAUCGAUUACUAUCAAAAAUUGAAAAGAGUAUAACACGUUUUUAAGUUUGAUUAUAAAGAUUAUAAACACACUCUCCGUAAAAUAAGACAAGAAAAUUCAAAAUAAAAACAUAAGUUUUUGAGAUACCCGUUCAAAGUUACUAUGUUCAGUUACUGUAGGACUUAAAUGAAUAUGAAUAUUUCAAACGAUGCCAUUGAAAUAAUAGCAACUUAUCCUCCGUUGUGAACACGGAGUAACCCCCUUGGCUAGCUAAUUUCGAAAAUUUCAAUUUGACGGUCAACAUGACAGAACAAUUUGUUGACAUGGCGAAAAUCACGGGAAUUUGACAACUUGACUGAUGCGUCAAAUUGAUGACUGAUUAUAAUAACCCUAGGCGUACAGCCUCAUUUUUUAUUUUUGGUCGUGAUUUCAACGGAUGUUGAUUCCGUUUAGAAAAUAUAGCCCUUCUAUACUGGUUAACAAAAUUAUCUUUCCACCUCGUAUCUCGGGAACGGCUGGGCCAAGAACAUCCAAAUUCGGCACAGAAACAUCAUGGGACAAUCUAACACCACACCCAAAAAAUCACAUCAAUUGAUGCACUUUCAAUGCACUUUUUAUGCAAACGGCAGGGAAAGUUUCUUUCCACCGCGUGUAAAUCAUAAGCCAGAGGGUGUUAUGGCAUGAUUGUGGUGUCGUUGUGAUCGCGAAGAACUCCUCUUUCGAUCCGUGUCACAAUUUUACAGGAGCUUUCGUUUGUUCGCCCUUGGGCGUCUGCUCAUCGUUUUGGGUGUGGUGUUAGAUUGUCCCAUGAUGUUUCUAUGCCGAAUUUGGAGGUUCUAGGCCCAGCGGUUCCCGAGAUACGAGGUGGAAAGAAAAUUUUGUCGACCAGUAUAAUAUUUUUUGAGGGUAGCAGUCCGUUCGUAAAGUCGCUGGAGUGAAUUUCGCAACAUUCGCUGUGCAAUUUUCGGCUUUUUGCACCGUGCAAUAGGUUUUUUUCGUCUGUCGCUUGCACCCUGACUUUUCUUGCACAGUGCACGUCGCCGAAAUCACUCCAGCGACUUUGCGAACGAACUAAUAUUUCCACCUGGAUCCAAUCGACAAAAUUUUAUUUCCGGUAAGUUUUACCCAAAAUACCGAAGAUUUUCUAAAUUUGCCAAAAGCUACCGUAUAGCCGGUGGCUACAGUAACCUUUUCGCAUAAACAGUGAAUAACAGUUGUGACAUAAACAAACUACAGUACCAAUAGGUCGCUAUCUGCUACAACUGCUGAGAAAACCCCAGCUCUAUCAUUUUGACGCGUCGAACGACGAGGGAAGUUAUGGUGGCUGUAUCACGGUCUCCAAUGUUGUUGCAGAUAUGCAUCAUGCCGGCUUGGUCCGCCUCCCCAUAAAAGAAUAAUUCCAUAAAAAUUGAGUGGCUCUAUCAUUUUCACCGUAUGCCACUUGAGUUUUUCAGAUUACCGUCUGGUUGGGAGGCCGUCGUCUUUCAAUGGGUUCUCUGAUCCAAACAGUUUGUCGUCGAGUUGGAAUGUCCGACAAUAUAAUCUCUCAGAUAAACUGGGACCGAACAAUAGACAAGGCCCUAAAUGGAGAAGUUCCCCCGUGUGUUCCCAUUUUUCCUUGGCAUUUCGCCGACUUUAUUGAACAUGAUCCUCCUCUUAUCGACCUCAGUAUUGCUUCCAAUUCAAAUGGCGGAACCUCACGUUCUAGCUCAGGAACUAAACUUCAACGGCAAUUGUCGGCGCCUGAAUUUGGCUUGAAUCUUACAGACAUCAGCCACAUCGACGACUCACAGCCGAAAACGUUGCAAUGA